AUGGAGCCUCUGUGCAUCGGUGGCGAGGGAGCCGCUCACGGGGGCGGGGCCCGGCCGGGUCGCGGCCCCCCCGAAGGGAGCGACGCCCGCGAGGCGGGCGGGGAGGCCCGAGAGCCGCCCCCCGGAGCCGCCGGACCGGGGACCCCGCGAGAGGCCGACGGAGGAGCGGGCCCGCAGGGCAGCGGCCGGCAGGAGCACGGGGAGCCAGACGCGGAGGAGGGUCCGGCCGGGCUCCCGGCCGGUGGGCCCGGCGAUGGCGCCGCCGUCGCCGCCGCCGGCCCGGCCAGGGCCCCCCUGGACUUCUUCUUCGGCAGCGGCACCGCCGCCUCGCGACGGACCGGCGGGAGCCGGGGUGAUCCCGACCAGGACCACCUGCUCCUCAAGAAGACGCUUCUGCCCGUCUGGAAGAUGAUUGCCAGUCACAGGUUCAGCAGUCCGUUUCUAAAGCCGGUGUCAGACCGGCAGGCCCCGGGGUACAAGGACGUGGUGAAAAGACCCAUGGACCUGACCAGCCUGAAGAGGAGCCUGUCCAAGGGGCGGAUCGGCAGCGCGGCCCAGUUCCAGAGGGACCUCAUGCUCAUGUUCCUCAACGCCGUCAUGUACAACGCCGCCGACCACCACGUCUACCGUAUGGCCGUGGACAUGCAGAGGGAGGUCCUGGAGCAGAUCCAGGUGCUGAGUAUCUGGCUGGACCGGCAGAGAGAGAUGAGUGGCCUUGACUAAAUCCUCUCCCUCCAGAGCUGGGAGAGCCAACUUAAUCCCAGCGCCCGCCCGGGGCCCUUCGGGUCCCGGGCGGGCGGCCUUCUACCUCACCCCUUAAAUACGGCGGAAUGAACCAGAGAUGACCAAAGUCGUAUUUCCUAGAUGACCGAAGUCAGAUUUCCUGCCCAACCCACCGACUGAAUGUUUUCCAGAAACUUAAAUAAAUGUUUGUUGAAGAAA
Messenger RNA from Ornithorhynchus anatinus (platypus), 942 nucleotides. Its product is annotated as bromodomain-containing protein 8-like. Gene Ontology annotation, molecular function: protein binding. Gene Ontology annotation, cellular component: NuA4 histone acetyltransferase complex. The record is from RefSeq and is a predicted model, not a curated record. Lineage: Eukaryota; Metazoa; Chordata; Mammalia; Monotremata; Ornithorhynchidae. The transcript has 6 exons. The coding region runs from base 1 to 723 and encodes 240 amino acids.